Molecule: messenger RNA, 3159 nt
Organism: Schistosoma mattheei
Lineage: Eukaryota; Metazoa; Platyhelminthes; Trematoda; Strigeidida; Schistosomatidae
Source: the annotation of a GenBank genome assembly
AUGGGAGCUACGAACAAGCUGGAAGACAAAAAUGUGGUUUCUGAUUCUGGCAGUGACUCGGACGACUCUGCGCCAGAAAUAGAAGAUUCUAAGGAACAAAGCGAUGCCAAAGUUCCACAUAUGACCGAUGAAUUACUCAGUCGAUGUAAGCAGUCCAGAAGUGAAAAAAAAGCUAGGAAAGCUAUGUCGAAGCUGGGAUUAAAAUUAGUACAGGGAGUUUGCCGCGUAACUAUACGGAAAGCAAAGACCAUUAUGUUUGUAAUCAAUAGAGCAGAGGUCUAUAAAUCAUCUGCCUCGGAUACAUACAUUAUAUUUGGUGAGGCUAAGGUAGAAGAUAUAUCAGCCCAAGCUCAGAUAGCUGCAGCUGAAAAACUUCGUAGUCAAGCUAUGGGAGGUGCUGAGUUAGGGACUUCCAGUGGUCUAUCGAAAGAUACAGUUUCAUCUAUCUCCAAGACUGCCAUCGCAGAAGAGUCUGAAGAUGAUGAAGAGCCUGAUGCUACUGGAUUGGACGAGAAAGAUGUUGAACUCAUUAUGCAGCAAGCUGGUGUAUCGCGUGGCAAAGCUAUUCGAGCACUUCGUGAAAACAACGAUGAUGUAGUCAAUGCUAUUAUGGAUAGCCGGAAAAUUGUAAUGACAUGUGCAUCAUAUUCUUAGUAAAUUUUUUUCACUGGUUUCGAACUUUUGCAUUAUUUGAUCGCGUGUCUCUUUUUGCAUUUUCUCAAGAAGUACAGACAUAACACAGAAGGAUGCAAAGCAUUUUCAGUAGUGGUAAACUAAUUUAGAUUAAUAAUUUUGCCGAAAUUUAACGUUAGGUCCAACCUCAUCUCCAUUUAUGUAUUAUUUUUGGUCGUCACUAAUUCUGAAAACUUGUUCCUUGAGAACAAUAGUAUAUGGGUUAACCUUACGUCUAGGUCACUGGCAAUUGCGGUUGUAACUCACCAAGUACAGACUUUGGUACUUGACCAAAGUAAAAUAGAUGAAAAGCGUUCGUGCACCAAGUCUGUUAAAAAUUAAAUGGCUUCAUUAUAGUUGUUACGAAAAGUAACUAGCCUGUAUCGUUUAAUUGUUCAUCUCAUGCUAAUAUGCAUAGAAACAUUAUUUGGAAUGUCAUGUGACUACUGGUAUGCUUUCGUAGUCUUGGUUAGCGGCUGCCUUCUAUUGUUAUAGCUAGAAGUAUUGUGUACCAGGUAACUGUACCGUAAAGAAAUGAGUUGAGAAGAUUUGAGGAGCUUUUCAUUUUGUAUACUGCACCAGGCGAAGAUGUUUUCGUUACUCCUAGUACUGACAGAUAUAAAUGAAUUGUGUUUUGAAUUAAAGUUUGCUCAUAUAACAAUAGGGACUAUGGUAUCAGUCACGAAAUUGGGAACAAUUCGAGAAUGACUCAGUAUUUCAUACAUUGUUGAGUUUAUACCGUUCUUGUUUCGUAGUAUUUUUAACCUGUAAUACAAUCGUAGUACAAUAUAUGGUGCGAAAAAAAAACUGGAUAGUGUUUACGACUGUUGGAUUUUUCUGUUAUUAUUAGUCUAGAUGGCACGGAAAUCGUCAUUCAUUACAAUCUUGCGAAAUAAAUAUACCUGUAUUUAACCUUUAUGAUAUUUGCAACAUGUUUUAUCUAAUUUAUCGACAGUGCGAUUAAAAGAUGUGUUUGUUCAGAUUGUCGUAUUGACCAACAGCUUUCAUAACCACAGUUCACUGGUUUUGCGGCAGAAAUUCGGAUAAAGAACUCAUCUGCUUAUUCGACUGACUAUACAUGAGGAUGUGAAAACGCACUGGUAGUCUUCUGGGUGACGAAGCUGAGCGUAAAAUUUCUGUCACGCAAUCAAGGAGUCUCAAAACUAGUUGAUUGUUACUGUCAUAACCAGCAAACAACAGAACACUGACGCAAAUAUUCGGAUUAAGGUCAGGAGUAUAUGUGAGUGGUAGUGAAUCAGUCAAAAAGCUUCAAAAUUGCGUUUUGAAAAAUAGUACAGCCCAGCAUGACCAGUUAAUAUGAGUACAUGAGAAAAACUGUGGCGACUUUAAAUCAUGAACUAAAAGCAGUCCCCUCCAUAGCAUUGAAAAGUGCCAUCAAACUUGUUUCGACAGGAGUUUAUGGUAACCUUUGCACAAAACUAUUGCACUCUGUGCUUCGUUUGGUACAUGAGCUAGGAAAACCAGGUGCUGUAGGACAUGCAAUGAUAUGAACUGGUAUUGUGCAGUGUUACGUCGUUAAUUAGUUUAACAAGGCUGGAUUUUACUCACGUCAUGUAGACUAGACUGCUCAUGUUUGAGCUGUGUUUAUGGAGGGGGCUAGUAACUAACAUUUUGCUGAAACUGAUGUAAUGUUUGGACUUAUUGGCUGGGAGCUGUAUGUUAUGCAUACGGUUCACCUUGUAUAGUGGUGAAAGUUUGAAUAUUCCCACCUAAGAAGCUUAGUGCUGCUGGCAAGUUCUAUGCGACUUGAACAAAAUUACAGUUUAAUAGCGCUUGCUACUAAGUGUAAGAUGAUAGUGCCUAGUCAGUCGAGUGAUUGUUCAAGACAUAUCUGCUUCAGUUUUGGCAACCGAGUAAUAUCAAUAACCGUCACCUCAAUUGUGUCUAAAAACUGAAAUGAUCUGUACUUGGUAACUAAACUUAUGAAAUUGACUUUAACUCCUACACCUUUUAACUCAAUUACUUCAAAUGCUUCGACUUAUGCACUAGAAUCAAAUAGCUGUUUGGUUUCAAUAUAUUUGGUUUAUGAGGAUGUGUUAUUGCAAGUAUAGGUGUUAGAUGAACUUCCAUAUUUUCAGGGAUUGCUGUGACGAGACUCCGAUCUUGCAAAUAUAACUUGGUUACUCUAAAAGCUUAAUACGACGGUCGCUUUCGAUUUUCAGACCUCCCUCGGUGUAAAGUAACAAUCUCAAAAUAACAUGGUGUAAAGCGGACUUCUCGUGAGUAAUGUUAAGUAAAUUCUUGGUCUCUGAAUGGUUUGGUCUAAACUGUUCUAAAUGAAUGGUACAAAGCAGUCAUCUGGGUUUUUGAUAAACCGUACUACUUAACGAUCCUCUUGUUAAUGCGUUCAAAUGACGAUUAGAGUAGGUCGUCGUCACACCUAUGGGGAUUUUAUAUAGUUCAUAGACUCGGACCAGUAGUCUAGGACAUUGAGAGCGUUUAUGGUUCACUUUAUUUGUAUAAAAA